This is a messenger RNA of Nanorana parkeri, 2764 nucleotides long. It is a transcript of the gene LONP2, whose product is annotated as lon peptidase 2, peroxisomal. Gene Ontology annotation, biological process: protein catabolic process; protein quality control for misfolded or incompletely synthesized proteins; protein processing. NCBI's taxonomy places the organism in Eukaryota, Metazoa, Chordata, Amphibia, Anura, Dicroglossidae. The record is from RefSeq and is a predicted model, not a curated record. The transcript has 15 exons. The coding region runs from base 125 to 2698 and encodes 857 amino acids. Gene Ontology annotation, cellular component: peroxisomal matrix. Gene Ontology annotation, molecular function: ATP binding; ATP hydrolysis activity; ATP-dependent peptidase activity.
AGAUGGCAGUAGAGGUCACAGGCGGCGCUGCAGGUUCCGCACCGUUUUGCCUCCAGCCGCUCUCCGUAGUUGUAGUCCGGCUGCUCUUUGCUCCGGGACUGUCAGUGUGAGGACGGUGGUCACUAUGGCUUCUAGCGGCUCUAUCCAGAUCCCACGGCGGCUGCCUCUGCUGCUCACCCAUGACGGGGUGCUGUUGCCUGGCUCCAGCAUGCGGUGCAGUGUGGACACCCCCGGGAACAUGGAGCUGGUGCGGAAACGCCUACUGAGGGGAACCUCACUGAAGAGCACCAUCCUCGGGGUCAUCCCCAACACCAGCGACCCGGCCUAUGACAGCGAGGAGCUCCCCGUCCUGCACCGGAUCGGAACGGCGGCGCUAGCUGUGCAGGUCGUCGGCAGCAACUGGCCCAAGCCGCACUACACCCUGUUGGUCACCGGCCUUUGCCGAUUCCAGAUCGUGGAGGUCGUGAAAGCCCGGCCCUAUCCCAUCGCUGAGGUGGAGCAACUGGACCGCCUGGAGGAGCUGAGCAGCAAGGACGAGUUCAAGGAGGCCCUGGGGGAUCUGUCCGAGCAGUUCUACCAGCAUGCUGUGCAGCUGGUGGACAUGUUGGAUGGUUCCGUGCCGGCUGUGGCAAAACUGAAGAGACUGUUGGACAAUCUUCCUAGGGAGCUUCUGCCGGACAUCUUGACGUCCAUCAUCCGGACGACCAAUGAAGAGAAGCUGCAGAUUCUCGAUGCUGUCAGGUUAGAGGAGCGAUUCAAGGUGACCAUCCCACUCCUACUCAGACAGAUCGAAGGACUGAAACUGCUCCACAAAACAAGAAACCCUAAAAAAGAUGAAGACAAGAGGGUGGUAGCCAUUCGCCCUCUGAAGAAGCUUGGCGGGAUCUCGGUGAAAGGCUUUACCCUGGACAACGCAGACGAUGACGACGACGAUUCCGAUGACAUCAUAAUGCUGGAAAAGAAGGUGAAGUCGUGUAACAUGCCGGAGCAAGCGCUGAAGGUCUGCAUGAAGGAGAUGAAAAGACUGAAGAAGAUGCCGCAGUCAAUGCCCGAGUACGCCUUAACCAGGAACUACCUUGAACUGAUGUCUGAGCUGCCCUGGGGCAAAAGCACUAGAGAUCGCUUGGAUAUCCGCGCUGCGCGGAUUCUCCUGGAUAACGAUCACUAUGCCAUGACAAAGCUGAAGAGGAGGGUUCUAGAGUAUCUGGCUGUACGGCAGCUGAAGAACAACCUCAAGGGCCCUAUCCUUUGCUUCGUUGGACCCCCUGGAGUGGGUAAAACCAGCGUAGGAAGGUCCAUCGCUAAGACUUUGGGCCGAGAGUUCCACAGGAUCGCGUUGGGUGGAGUGUGUGACCAGUCCGAUAUCCGUGGACACAGACGUACCUAUGUGGGUAGCAUGCCUGGCCGUAUCAUAAACGGACUGAAGACUGUCGGAGUGAAUAACUCGGUUUUUCUCCUGGAUGAAGUUGAUAAGCUGGGAAAAAGCCUGCAGGGGGAUCCAGCAGCUGCACUACUGGAGGUUCUGGACCCCGAGCAGAAUCACAACUUCACAGAUCACUAUCUGAACGUGCCCUUUGACCUUUCCCAGGUCAUUUUCAUCGCCACUGCUAAUACAACCGCCUCCAUUCCACCCGCCCUCCUGGAUCGCAUGGAGGUGCUUGAGGUUCCCGGAUACACUCAGGAAGAGAAGAUUGAGAUUGCACACAGACAUCUCAUUGCUAAACAACUGGCACAGCAUGGACUGACCCCUCAGCAAAUUCAGAUUCCACCUGAAACCACUCUGGAAAUUAUCACCAGGUAUACGCGUGAAGCGGGGGUCCGCUCGCUGGACAGGAAGCUGGGAGCCAUUUGCAGAGCAGUUGCCGUGAAAGUUGCUGAAGGACAACACAGGGAAGCCAAGCCGGAUGCCACAGAGACCGGCGACGUUGACGGUUACAAAGCCGGCCUGUCAGAGGACUCCAGAGCCCGGGGGGACGUCGGUGACCCCGCAGACUUGACCCUCCCUCCCGAAAUGCCAAUACUGAUUGACCGUCACGCGCUGAAAGAUAUUCUGGGAACACCAAAAUACGAGGUCGAGGUGUUCGAGAGGCUGAACCAGCCCGGCGUGGCCAUUGGCCUGGCCUGGACUCCGCUGGGAGGAGAGAUCAUGUUCGUGGAGGCCAGCCGUAUGGACGGAGAGGGGCAGCUGACCCUCACGGGACAGCUGGGAGACGUCAUGAAGGAGUCGGCUCAUCUCGCCAUCAGCUGGCUGCGCAGCAACGCCAAGAAGUAUCAGCUGACCAAUGCGUCUGGCAGCUUUGAUCUCCUUGACAACACCGACAUUCAUCUGCACUUUCCAGCUGGGGCCGUCACCAAGGAUGGUCCGUCUGCGGGCGUCGCCAUAGUAACCUGCCUCGCCUCGCUCUUCAGUGGCAGGCUGGUGUCUUCAGAUGUCGCCAUGACUGGAGAGAUCACAUUGAGGGGACUCGUCCUACCUGUCGGUGGCAUUAAAGACAAAGUCCUAGCGGCGCACAGAGCGGGACUGAAGCGGGUGAUUAUACCGCAGAGGAACGAGAAGGAUCUGGAAGAGAUUCCCGUCAACGUGAGACGGGAUCUGAAUUUUAUAUUAGCGUCGGCCCUGGAUGAUGUCCUGAACGCUGCCUUUGAUGGCGGAUUCUCACUGAAGAGCGGGCAGGAGCUGCUGAACAGCAAACUUUGAUACCACUUCCAUCUCUCGCCAUUAGCAGCAAAGCCGUCUAGUGAAACUUCUCCUGCAAUUUGCACC